AUGGAUAGCGUAGUCGACAAAUCAGAAACGACCGGCUUUGGGAUGCUGCGAAAAGAAAGUCAACGGUCGUGUAAGUGCGUGAAGGUGGAACAUCAGCAGUGUUUCAGCGUGCCAACUUCCUCAGUGAUUUCUGUGCGCCGUUCGAAGGCCGAACGGACUGCCAAAUUGUUCAUGCAGCGACUUUGGAAACUAAAGAACGAAGACAAAGCUCCCUACGAAUGGGACCACCCGCUCCCGCAGAAGCUACAGGAUGAGUGGAAGCAAUUCCAUGCUACGCUUCCCAUCCUGGCUGACAUCAGAAUUACACGUUUCGUAUCUUUGGCCGCCAUUUCCAAGGUUGAGUUGCAUUUCUUUUGCGGUGCAUCUGACGCUGCCUACGGAGCUUGUUGCUUCACCCGCUCGUUGAACAACGACCAAUCAAGCGUGAUCUUGGGCAUUGUACGUAAGUCCACCAAAUCAUCGAACAUCAUUCUCACGACAGCUGAUCUCGUAGUCACCGAUCACACGCUGAUUCGACUUGCUCAAUCGCAACUCUACUCGGAAGAGCUAGCUGAGCUCACCAGUUCCACAAGUAACGACGUCUUGAAGUCCUCACCCUUGAAAUGGUUGAAGCCACAUGUCGACGACAACGGAAUCAUCCGUGUAGGAGGACGUCUAUCAAACGCUGAAGUUCCAGAUACCGUCAAGUACCCGAUGGUGCUAUCCUCAAGUCACCCACUAGCACAGUUGCUAGCAGGUUAUUACCACAAGUUUCUUCUGCACGCCGGUCCACAACUCAUGCUCGCUACCAUGCGCCAAAAAUACUGGAUCAUCAGUGGAAGGAAUCUUGUCCGGCAUGCGUAUCACCAGUGUGUCAAGUGCUUCCGGAACAAGCCGAUCCUGAUUCAGCAGAGUGUAGCAGAUCUUCCAAAAUCUCGUGUGACUCCAGCACGCCCGUUCGCAAUCAGCGGCGUCGAUUACUGUGGACCAGUGUUUCUGAAGUCAACGGUACGCAAUCGUGGGCCAACCAAAGCGUACAUCGCCAUUUUCGUAUGCUUUUCAACGAAGGCAGUGCACAUCGAGUUGGUCACGGACUUGUCCACACCAGCGUUCUUGGCUGCACUUCGCCGAUUCGUCGCCCGCCGUGGCCUUGUUCGAGAACUCCAUUCGGACAAUGGCACUGCAUUCAAGGGAGCAGCUAACGCACUCCAUCGCAUCUACGAGAUGUUGAAGUCCAGUGAAACUGACCGAGCUCACAUCCAGACCUGGUGUGCCGAAAAUCAAAUCCAGUGGAAAUUCAUUCCACCACGCGCCCCACACUUCGGAGGAUUGUGGGAAGCCGCAGUGAAGUCAGCCAAACAUCAUCUCCUGCGUGAAAUCGGCCACAUCAGCAUCCGUCAAGAGAACAUGACAACGCUGCUAACACAGAUUGAAAUGUGCCUCAAUUCAAGACCACUGACCCCAAUUCCGUGCGAUCCUACUGACCUCGAGGUUCUAACGCCUGGUCAUUUCUUGGUUGGCUCGAAUCUACAAUCCGUUCCGGAGCCAAGCUACGUCGACACGCCGGACAACCGUCUGGACCACUGGCAAAUCACCCAGAAGCUAUUCCAGCGUAUUUGGGCCCGGUGGUAUCCGGAGUACCUUGCUCAACUCCAAUCUCGAGCAGCAAAGGGUUGCAAAGCACCAGUUCCUAUCAAGGUGGGACAGAUCGUGGUCAUCAAGGAUGAGAAUCUUCCUCCUGCACAAUGGCCGCUCGGAAGAAUUACCCAGCUACACCCUGGCAAAGAUGGGAUCGUUCGCGUGGUCACCAUGAAGACAGCAAAUGCCAACAGCGUCGUGAGACCAGUUGCGAAGAUCGCAAUCCUGCCAGUUCCAACCAAAGACCACCAACCGAAGUAA
Messenger RNA from Ochlerotatus camptorhynchus, 1878 nucleotides. RefSeq lists its product as uncharacterized. The record is from RefSeq and is a predicted model, not a curated record. Bases 1 to 1878 code for a protein of 625 amino acids. Gene Ontology annotation, biological process: DNA integration. NCBI's taxonomy places the organism in Eukaryota, Metazoa, Arthropoda, Insecta, Diptera, Culicidae. The transcript is spliced from 3 exons. Gene Ontology annotation, molecular function: nucleic acid binding.